Molecule: messenger RNA, 3979 nt
Organism: Agelaius phoeniceus (red-winged blackbird)
Lineage: Eukaryota; Metazoa; Chordata; Aves; Passeriformes; Icteridae
Product: arylamine N-acetyltransferase, pineal gland isozyme NAT-10
Molecular function (GO): arylamine N-acetyltransferase activity
Source: RefSeq, a predicted model, not a curated record
AAUUAACAUUAAUUACAAUAAUCUCAUUUUUAACUCGAGCUAGUCACAAAGCUUGGUAAAUUCCAGUACAUUGCUAAUUAACUACAUGUAUCAAUUGCAUAUUUUUUAUUAAACCUCUCCUUCUUUAGAAACCAAGACGUCUUACUAGCUCUGUUUUGCUCAUAUGGAAGUUGGUUUUUGACUCCUGAACUUUAUGUUCACCUUCUCAAGAACUCAUUUUAUUGCAGAUAUAUUUUGUGGCAAAUGAGACCAAAAUUAUGCAGAAGGAGAGGUUGUGUUACCAUUUUUCACAAAAGACCUCUAACCUUUUUUGGCAUUAUUUGCAAUCUUCUCAGUCACUUUUACAAAUUAUUCACUUCUCUUAACAGUCUUAAAGUUGAGCUGAAUUCGGCUUUUAAAUACUGUAGAAAAAAAGAAAGGUUAAGACUUUCUCAAAACAAGCCACCAUUAGGUGCUGAUUGGCUUAUGAAAAGUUGAAAGAUCUAAGUCCUGUUCCCUUUUCAGAAAUUGACUUAAAAUAAGAUAUUUAUCCAAGGGUACCUAACCCCCUUCCAAGAUCUCUCUAAUUUUGAGUACCCACUUUUUCUGAGUCUGAUUUAUCUGUGUCUGAAUUCACAAUAAAAUCUGUAGAAGAUGAGAUGAUUCAACAGUUCUUAACAAUCAGGCUUUUGGUAUCACAACUGGAAAAAAAGUUAGAUCAAUCUUUGCACACUAUAAUCUAAACUUUCGGGACCACGCCUUCAUGUGAUGUCAAGAGGAGAUGAUGGUAUUAUAGAUAAAAUCUUCAUAUUUAUUACAAACAGUAUUCUGCACAAAAUCUACCUUAAAAAGUGUGGAUGCAAAAGAAAGCCCUGGGAAGUGAGGACAUGCCACCAGUGUGGUUUCACAGCAAGAUAUCGAGGACACAGAAGCCUUUUCCCUGAUGAUACCUGUGGUACUGUACAGGACGUGCCAUGAAAGAGGGCGACAGAAGAACAUCAGCCAAGAAAAAGACUUUGAUUCUUGUUUUAGUCAACCACACAGACCCAUGGGGCACCUGCUGUGCUUAAAACUCAGGUGCUUCCCCAUGUGCAGGCUAAUGUGCUCUUUGCCUUUCCCAGAGGCCUCCUCUGAUAUUCCACCUCCAUCCAGUGAAGGGGAGACAGGCUUGACUGGGGAGAAUUAAAUAAACAGCACUGCAAUGCUGUGAGGAUGCAGGAGGCCAGCUUUUAGAGCAGAAAUGCAUUACUUCAUGCAAAGAAAUAUUUGCCAUGGCAUUCAUCAGCUCCACAAGAACUCCCUGCUACAGCUUGAGUUGAACAGCUUGAAACAGUUCCCGUGUGGACAAAGAAAGCUCAUUUGUGCAUCCAUGGAGCUCAGCCUGCAACACAGCCUGCAACACCUUGGCACCUCAGUGUACCCACCAGGGCACAGAUGAACAUCCUCCACUGCAAAGAGCUGGUUUGCAAAAUAACAAUAUUUAAUUAAAAAAAGUUAUAACGCCAUCUGCAACUGCCUACUGUAAUUAUUUUACAUAGAAAACGAGUUCAUUCUGGUCUUAACUAGGGGAAGGCAUAAACAUCUACUAAUAGGAAGAAACAAAGUUUAAUUUGCUCACGGAUCAGCGAAGUCCAAAAAUGUGAAUUCUUCUUGGAUGGACUCUGCCCUUUCUUGGAAUUUAAGAUUCAGAGGCGAGGACCAGCAGAGCUUAGAAAGACAACCCUCACAAUCUGUAUCCACUCCUGGCUCCACUGACUGCUGCCCCUGUAAUAAACCCCCCAGAAAUUGAAUACCUCAAUAAAUAAAAAGGGAUCUCGUUAGAGGUGAGAUGAACCUUGAAGAGUAUUUUGCAAGAACUGGCUAUAAAGGCUCCACUGAAAAACAAGAUUUGGAAACCUUAACCGAUAUAUUCCAGCAUCACAUCCGUGCUGUUCCCUUCGAAAACCUCAGCAUCCACUGCGGGGAGAAAAUUACUUUGGAGCUGGAGCACGUUUACAACAAGAUUGUGAGGAGGAAGAGGGGUGGCUGGUGCAUGGAAAACAACCAGCUGCUGGGCUGGGUGCUGAAGAGCCUGGGCUAUGAGACCAGCUUCCUGGGAGCCUAUGUGUUCAACCCCCAGCAGAACGCCUACGCCACCCUCAUGACCCACCUCGUGGUAAAAGUCAUCAUUGAUGGCAAAGCCUACAUCGUUGACGGAGGCUUUGGGGUGUCCUACCAGAUGUGGCAGCCCAUGGAGCUUGUGUCAGGGAAAGACCAGCCCCAGGCUCCCGGCGUGUUCCGCUUCACGGAGAAGAAUGGCGUCUGGUACCUGGAGAAAAUGAGACGGAAACAAUACAUCCCCAACCAGAGCUUCUCCAACUCUGACCUGCUGGAGAAGAAGGAGUGUCGCAAGGUUUAUAUGUUCAGCCUCGAGCCACGGACAGUGGAAGAUUUCCGUUUCCAGUGCACAUACCUCCAGACCUCUCCAGAUUCCCUCUUCACAAAGAAGUCCAUCUGCACCCUCCAGACCACUGACGGAUUCCGGGCGCUGAUUGGGUGGACGCUCACCGAGACCACGUACAACUACAAGGAAAACAUGGAUCUGGUGGAAUUUGUAACUCUUGAAGAUGAAGAGGUGGAAAAGACCCUCAAAGAGAAAUUUAACAUCACCCUAGAGAGAAAACUUGUCCCCAUUAAUGUUAAAGGAUCUUACACAAUCUAGAAUGCCAGGAAAACCUACAGUAAUGCUAUGUGGGUACAGCAGCUUCCUCUGUCUGUGCAAUCCCUACUGCAAGGUUAUGGGAUUCUUUUGCAGGUGACUGAAGGAUAUAUACAUUAGUAUGAGAUUAAUGUGAAUUUCACUUUGGGAAAAAUCAGGGAUUUAAGACUCUUGAGUCAGUUAGGUAAAAUUAUUUGCUGGGAGAUGACUGCCGUUCAAUUUUUGGCACAAAUGUAGGAUAUGAUUUGAAUCUGGUUAUAAGCUUGGGUAAGAUAUAUGCCUGGGGGAUUUUGGACUGCCUGUAGCACAUGAGUAUGGAUUAUUAAUUGUGAUAUGCUGCCAACACAUUUUCUAAGGUUAUUAUAGGGAGACAAGUAAUCUGUGAGCAUUUAGACAAGAAAGCACACAUUUAAAACUUCAUUUUUCACAAGAUCAAACCACUCACAGCUCAUCUCAUUCCUCUACCUUUAAUAUGAGUAAAACAUUGUCAUAUUGGAAAGGAGCAUUAGGAGGCAUAAUUCUUUCACCAUCAUCCUUAGACAAACCAUAGUACAAAAUGAAAAUCGUCAUCAUGUGCAUCCCUCUGGCCAUUACUGCAGUAAACUGCCCCAAGUAAUUUUUGGUAUGUAGCUAUUCUUCUGGUGAUGAAAAUUCUAUAUAUUGCAGUGUUAUUGUGGCUGAUGGGCUCUAAGGAGAUAACUACUAAGCUUUGUUUCUGAGAUAUAAUCAUCCUGUAAAUUGUGACUGGUACUUAAAUGUCACAGCUGGCUUAGAUUUACUUUUGUCCCAAAAGGGGUGGAAAUUCUGUACUUUUAGGACUGCAUUAUAUUUGUAGAUGAAGCUAAGCCCACUAUACCCUUAAUUUUGUCCUGCAAACAUGAGUGUCUAUAUGGCUGUCCUGAAUGGGUACCACUUAGCCCUUAGCUUUAAUGCCAUUAGUGUUGGUUCAUCUGUAUCGAAGUGAAAAAACAACCCAAGAAGCCAGCCAAAUCUAAAGGAAACAUUUUCUUUCACAAUCAUGUUUCCCCAUUUUCCAAAAAAUGUUGUUCCUCCUACCAUGCUUUCUCUGCAAAAAGCCCAACCAAGGAAACCACUAAGAAAGGGGAAACAUUCUUAAAUGCAUCGAAAAUAGCAAAAACACUGAAAAACAUUCUUUCUCCCCAGUCUGUAAUAAGCCUGAGUAUCAGUCAAAUGUUGAUUCCUCCCACUGAAUAGUCUUUCUGCUCAAAGACAUAAUCUGAUCAUUAAUCUCACAAAUGCUGUAAGUGUAUAUCUGAAAUUAAUAAAAGGAAAAUAAAGACA